UUGCAGUUUGGCACCCGAGCAAGCAGUAGCCAUGUCGCAAGCGGACGACUGGAAGCAGUGGCUGGAUGAAACGAUUCGGACCCUGGGCAUCGAUGAUUCGGCUGUCAUCGAGUACAUCGUUGGCAUAUGCGAAGAGGACACCAUCGACCCCGAGGAGAAGCAGGAGGCCAUCUGCGAAUAUCUUUCAGAGCUGAACGAGGAUCGUGACGCAGUCGAAGAGUUUGUGGCACAACUCCUCGAGCAUCUGAAGCAGCAUCUGGAGAAACUUGAAAUCGAGCAGCAAGAGUCGAAGGCCCAGUAUUUGAAGACAGCGCUUGAGCUCGAGAAGCAGGAUCUCCAGACCGGAGCGUCGGACGUCCGGCCGCACAAUGCCCCAAAGGUCCUGACGAAGGAGGAGCGAAAACAACGGGAAGCCCUGCUGGCACAAUACGGCUACGAUAUCGAUCAAGUCGUCGAAAACGCCAACGGCGAGACCGAGAUUGUCUACACGAGCGGCAAGAGCGAGGCGGUGGAUUUGAAGAAGCAGGGACUCUUUCAAAACCGCAACGCAGACGUCGUCAAGGAGCAGGAGCAGAACAAGCGCACCCAAGCCCAGCUCCAGCACCAAAAGGAGCAGGCCCGGAUCAAGGAGCAACAGGAGAAGCAGCGGCUCGAGCGCGAGAAGGAGAAGCGGAGGACGCAGAAGCGCGAGAAGCGUCGGAUGUAAGGCCAUCGGGUGCAGUCCAUUGAGACGAACAGAGCGCCACGCCUCUCUCCUGUGUCGAGAAUGUUUUUGUUUUAGUUCGGUGGAGUUGAGUCUGUGGUUUGUCCGAACCGCUGGCUGCAUGUCGGCGGCUCAAGGGCUUACUACUCGCAACCUCCGCUCUGUGUGCGAUCUUGAAUACAUCCUGGAGAUCAUCCUCA
Molecule: messenger RNA, 903 nt
Organism: Polychytrium aggregatum
Lineage: Eukaryota; Fungi; Chytridiomycota; Chytridiomycetes; Polychytriales
Exons: 6
Coding region: 32-706 (224 amino acids)
Biological process (GO): mRNA processing
Source: RefSeq, a predicted model, not a curated record